This is a messenger RNA of Rodentolepis nana, 249 nucleotides long. NCBI's taxonomy places the organism in Eukaryota, Metazoa, Platyhelminthes, Cestoda, Cyclophyllidea, Hymenolepididae. The record is from the annotation of a GenBank genome assembly.
AUGAUGGAGAAGAAGGACGCAUAUGGAAAUGAAAUCAAAGGUGAGUACGAGGGCUUCUGUGUGGAUUUGGUGGAGAAACUCUCACAAAUGAUCAAAUUCAAGUAUAAAAUGAAGGCGGUUUCGGAUGGACAAUUCGGCAUUAUUGUCAAUGGAUCGUGGAAUGGUAUGAUUGGGGAAUUACUUCGACGAGUUACAUACCGUGAAUCAUAUCCUAUCAAUUCGCCCAAUUACGUUGCGUUGUCAAAUUAA